This is a messenger RNA of Phragmites australis (common reed), 1189 nucleotides long. RefSeq names its product protein BIC1-like. Bases 379 to 873 code for a protein of 164 amino acids. Gene Ontology annotation, biological process: blue light signaling pathway. The record is from RefSeq and is a predicted model, not a curated record. NCBI's taxonomy places the organism in Eukaryota, Viridiplantae, Streptophyta, Magnoliopsida, Poales, Poaceae. The transcript has a single exon.
CCCCGGCCAAUCAAGCAUCGCGCGGCGCAGCCAUGUAUAUUCUGCCCGCGCCAGCGUACGUACGUGCUCCGAUCCUCCUGCCCCCGCGCACCACGUAGCUGGGCUAAGUGCAGCCACACACGCCCCCUGCGAGGCCACGCUCUCCUCCCGCGCACCAUAGGUCCAUCACAUCUCGAGCCCCGCGCGCGCGCCCCCGCCCCCGCCCGCCCGUCCCGCCUCUUAACGUCUAGUAGUACACAACCCCUCCACCCGCCCGCGCGCCUGCUCUCCCACCAACCGAUCCCCGAUCUUUUCCUCCUCGCAUACCCGCCAGUUGCACCACACCAUAGCACCUAUAUCGCGCCGGGAAAUCAACCACGCAGCGAGGAGCGAGCCUGCAUGGCGCCGUCCGACUCUGAGCCAUGCACGCAGCGGCCACCUGCCGAGGAGCUGCAGCCGGCGAUGGCUCGCGACCCUGCUUCGGAGGAGCGGGCGCCGGCGGCAGGCACUUUCGAGUCCGCCCAGGCGCCGGCUGAGGCGGCCAGACAGGCUCAGGCAGAGGCGGAGAAGAAGAAGGACAGAGCAGCGGAAGCGGCAGAAAGCGUCGGCGUGGAGGUGGCGAGGCGGCCGGCGGCGGGGGAGGAGAGCGCGCGGGAGCGGCUGAAGCGCCACCGGACGGAGAUGGCGGGGCGGGUGCGGAUCCCGGAGAUGUGGGGCAAGGAGCGGAUGCUCAAGGAUUGGGUCGACUGCGCCGUCUUCGACCGCCCGCUCGCCGCCACCACCGGGCUGCUCACCGCCCGCGACGCGCUCGUUGCCGAGUGCGCCGCCGCGCGCCCUCGGCCCGCGCACGGCUCCACGGGGCGCCCGCUCCGGGUACAGAACGGCUGCUCGUGAUCGAUCAACCUCGAGCGUGCUAGUUGAGACUGCUUUGUUUUUGCUUCUUCUCAUUCCAAGUGAUCGCGUACGUACGUUACGAGCUCGAUCUCUAUUUGAAUCUAUUAGCCGGAGUAUAAAUUUGGUCGAUGGUACCCCAUGAAGUAAUAUCGGUUACUCUACUCAUGCUUGACUAGUACUGGUGGAUGUAAUUAACUAGUUGAUCACCAUUUAGGCAUGUUACAAUAUUAUUGUUCGAACAAAUACUCCAUGACAGCUGAGUGGAUUAUUCAAGCUGUUGUUUAAACCAUCGGCAUCUUUCAUUUUGUCAUGUUCA